UGGAUUGAAUCCUGUUGUUUUAAACUACAUGACAAACAUUAUGGAGUUCAGUCUUUCAGAAGUUAUCAACAGUUUAAUAAAUAACAGACCCUCUCCUGCCCUGUCUUCUUAUUGCUUGUUGUUGAAGAAACUGCUCAGGUACCAGAAAGACCGCAAAAGAGCUCAGAGGGAACAUGAAGCAGAAAAAGACAGUAUUAAUUCUGAUAAACAGCAGAAUAAGGAGUCAGAAACUAAGAUUUCCCAGAAGGCUGAAAUGGACACCCUGGAAAACCUUGGAAAUUAUGGCAGUAGGGAAUUUCCUACUGUACUAACCCUGGCAAUGCAGAAUGCUAUUCAAGAAGAUGAGAUCACAGUUGUAUUGGAAAACCAAGAAAACUUGUCAAAAGUUUCCAAGUUUGCAGGAAGAGAGUUGGUAAGCUGUGGGCCUCCUGAGUCAUCAAGAAAAAGUAUGCCAUUUGAGCCCAUUUAUCAGCCACGUUUGGACUCUCAGAACAAUCAGAAUGAUUUUGAAGAUUUGACAGAGGCCAGAAAACCAUGUCUUCAUGAGAAAUACCCAUUCACAACAGCAAAUAAGCAAUCUCCCUUUUCAAACAUCCAAGCAAUGACAAGUACAAGCAAAAUACUUCCAUGGUCCCUGGUGAAAAACAGAAUUACUACCAGCAGUCCUUUGCCUCGUCAGGACAGGAGGUUUAAACACCUUCUGAAGACAGUAUAUGACAAUAUUCACAUCCCAACACAGAGGCAACUUGAUAAAGACGGUGCUGAUCUCCUCAUGAUUAAUUGUCCCCAGCAGUCACCUUUCCCUAGGCUGCAACAGGCUACCCUGAGAGAAACCCUACCUAGGAAGAUUUCCUUGCUGGGGACAACACAGGAACCUGCAGAUACCUGCCCUCUUGUUACAGCCAAUGGUUCAAAACCACCAAUUCUUCCCAUGCCCCAACAGCAAAAGUUUAUCAUUAGAAAUAUGAAGCAGUUUAAAGAAAACCCAACUCAUUUUUUCAAUAAUCAAACUAAGAAAAACUUAAUUCAGCUCAGACACAUACCUACAAUUACAGAUGUGAAUCUUCCAGUUUUAUGCCCACCAUACCAAACCAGGUUGGGGGAAAAAAGAGAAAUUCUAAGGUUAAAUUUUGCAUAAGUAAAACACCCACAAAGCAUCAGAAGAAAAAAGGGUGAAGGAGCAGGAAAGAAACAAAGGUGGACAGAAAGAGUGAGCAAGAAAAGGAAGGCAGGAGACAUGAAUCUAAUCUUAAAAUGAGAAUCCUCCAAACACAAAAGAACUAUAUGAUUAAAGCUGUGUAUUUAUACUCUGAUAUCAACCAAAAACCAUGAUACAAAUUUUGUGGUGCACACCAAAGACACAGAAAAACAGAUGUUACUGUAGCAGAUCAACAUCAUAUAUAUUUAGGCACAAAAGCGGACACUGAAGGCAAGAAGAUGUGAUUUUAAAUAUUUGGUACCAAUACAUAUAUUAUCCUAAACUUGUGUUACUUGUACUUAUGCAUUUCAUUAAGGAAAUAAACCUGUGAAGGCAAUUUUCAUUAAGCUGUGAACAUAAUGCAGAAAGUAAAAGGCCAGCAACUAUGAGGGAAUAAACAAUUUGGAGGGGAUUGCCAUGACACACAAAAUAGUCAUGGCACUGAUAAAUAAUUCAUUUGUUUCUUUGCUUGAUUAUUAGUUUUAACUGUGUGUUUUCCAGCUAAUGGUGACUAUGCAACCUAGGUCACUUGAAAGAGAGUUACUUGCAUUUUCUCUGUAAUUUUAACAACUUGAUUAGUAUUGUCUAUUUGUAACUGUUUGCCUUUGCAAUGUUUGUGCCUUAUUAUUGAAA
Messenger RNA from Poecile atricapillus (Black-capped chickadee), 1831 nucleotides. RefSeq lists its product as uncharacterized. The transcript has 3 exons. NCBI's taxonomy places the organism in Eukaryota, Metazoa, Chordata, Aves, Passeriformes, Paridae. Bases 29 to 1138 code for a protein of 369 amino acids. The record is from RefSeq and is a predicted model, not a curated record.